GUCGUGCUGUAGUGGACACCUGAGAAAAGCGCGCGUGCCAUGACUGAUAUUCCUCUCUUGAUGUCUCGGAAUGUGUCUAACAGCGACCGAAGAGGCAGUCUGUGGGGAAACGGAGAGGGGGAGGAGAAGGAGUCAAAGUAACAGCGUGAAAUUGCAUAAAACAUGCCAUAGAGCGCUGAGCGCACUUCCACACUGAUCUCUCUCCGCACGGAGUGGAUGUUCACAUGCGCUUGUGAAGGGACGAGCUCAAAGUGCAUUCCAUGGACCAGUGUCAAAGUGUCUUCUUAAAAUGUUGGACGUAUACAUGGGUAUUAUUUUAGUUUAAGGACAGAAUUUUCUAGAAACCUGCUGCUGGAACCUGCAAAAGAGGAACUUUCAACAGACUCUGCUCAGACUUCAGAGAUUUUUAUUUUUUUUUUUUCUAAAAUGCUCUUAUUUGGAAUUUCUGUCUACUGUCUCUCAUUGUUUUACGCAAACCUUGCUUUGGAGUCAAGUCACGAUUACUAUGAUUAUGACCAAGAUCAAGGAGAUGCCAUGGAGCAUUCAGACCUGGUGGAGCAGUUACGUUCAGCAGGUAGCGUGGAUGAACUUAUGAGGAUAGUUUACCCCAGUUACUGGAGCAUGCUGAAGUGUCGUUCCAAGACGGGAUCGCGCUUGCCUCACAGAGAUUACACCUCCACAGAAACAAGGUCGGAGGAGGCCUCCUUUGCGGCUGCUUUCAUCAAUCUUGAAAUUAUUAAAAGUAUUGAGACAGAGUGGAGAAAGACCCUGUGCAUGCCACGCCAAGUUUGUUUAGAUGUGGGGAAAGAGUUUGGGGCAGCUACAAACACCUUCUAUAAACCACCCUGCGUGUCUGUCUACAGAUGUGGGGGCUGCUGUAACAGUGAGGAGCAUCAGUGCGUGAACAUCAGCACUUCAUAUAUCAGCAAAACGUUGUUUGAAAUCACAGUUCCUAUCAAGCAAGGGACCAAGCCAGUCACCAUAAGCUUCGCCAACCACACUUCCUGCAGUUGUUUGUCAAAACUGGAUGUGUACCGACAGCGGCACUCAAUCAUACGAAGGGCCCUAGCAGAAUGUCAUGUGGCAAAUAAAACAUGCCCAAAAAAUCACAGCUGGAGUAAUCGCUUAUGCAGAUGUGAGCCUGUGCCCGACACCCUUCUUUCAAAACCGCAUUCUGCAGACACUGAGCAGGACUUUUGUGGCCCGGACAAAGAGCUGGAUGAGGAGACCUGUCAGUGUGUAUGCCGAAAAGAGCUGAGAACGGCAGACUGUGGACCACUGCACUACCUGGACAAGAACACCUGUCAUUGUGCGUGUAAAGUUCAGCCCUCUUCAUGUGGGCCUCAUCAGAGCUUCAACAAGGACACCUGCCAGUGUACCUGCUCCAAGGUGUGUCCUAGGAGUCAUCCUCUCAACCGCACCAAAUGUGUGUGUGAAUGCACAGAGUCUCCUAACAAGUGCUUCUUAAAAGGGAGUCGGUUCCACCCAGCCACAUGCAGUUGUGUCUGGCCGCCAUGUAACGUGGACCCCAGGAGAAGGAGAUGUAAGGAUAAUGAGUAUUUCAGUGAGCAACUGUGUUACUGUAUACCCAAAUACCUGGGGAGACUGAACUAAAUACAACCAACAGUACAGGUAGCACUGAAUGCUUACGGACACGCUGGUAUUUGGAGCAGUGCUAAUGUUCGGCUGCUGCUUAUCUGACUCACAUGUGCUAGGUCAUGUGGACUAGUGUGGAGUAAGUGGGAGACAAGAAAUGACCACAUUUAACCCCACAUAUCAAGCAUGGGGUGAGCUAUUAAGGACUGAGAGAAAUUUUCUAAGGCUGGAGCCAUGUUUUUUCAUUGUUUUAAUUGAAUUGUCUUUUCAUUUUUUUUGUCAGAUAAUGAUUAUAUAAUUUAUUGCCAUGAAAUGUUUUGAAUCUCCCUUGUUCAUAGCAUUCAUUUCAAAUCUCUGCAAAGACAAAAAAAAAAAAACCACUGUGAUCAAUAUUUUUGUAUCAUGUUAAGUCCCGUAAAAUAAAGUAUAAAGUUGUAUUAUAUAUUGUUAACUUAUUUAUAAGCUAGACUAUCUUAUUGUAAUAAUACUGCACAUGAUUCAAAUUUAUUUAGUAUUGACUACCAAAUACUGUAUAUGCACCUAUCAUUCCAGAUAAAGUUAUUCCAGAUAUCAAACUGACAGUGCAAGCCGGCAAAGAAACUUUUUUGUGCUGGAAGCAUUGCUUGUUGACAAUCUAAAACCAUCAUGCAAGUCACCUCCAACAUCGAAGACUCUGAACAAGGAAAUACAGCAUGAUAUUAACAGGGGAAAACCCUGGAUAUGGACCAUUAGCAGUAUGCAGUUCCAUAAGAGUUACAUGAGUGACAAUGUACACUUGGAUGAAUGGAUUUCACUUAUGUCACAUCCAACCUGCCUCCUUAAGUAAAAACAGUAUUACAGUGAAACAAGCUCUAAGUUUGGAGAUCAGUGGAGGACUCAUCUUUUAGGACUUUAACCUCAAUUGAUUUGUAAAUAGGAGCAAUGUGAUUGGCCCAACUCCACUUGAUAUCGGCCCUCUGUUUCAGCUUGACACUGUAAAUAUAAUAAAUCACCUCUGCUUCCA
Molecule: messenger RNA, 2599 nt
Organism: Pimephales promelas (fathead minnow)
Lineage: Eukaryota; Metazoa; Chordata; Actinopteri; Cypriniformes; Leuciscidae
Gene: vegfc
Product: vascular endothelial growth factor c
Biological process (GO): vascular endothelial growth factor receptor signaling pathway; sprouting angiogenesis; positive regulation of protein phosphorylation
Cellular component (GO): membrane
Molecular function (GO): growth factor activity; chemoattractant activity; vascular endothelial growth factor receptor 3 binding
Source: RefSeq, a predicted model, not a curated record